AUGACCUUCAGCGACCUCUCCUACGAAGACAGCUGCGACUCCGGCUUCGAAGUCUCCUUCAAAUCAGAAUCCUCGGAAUUCACAGACGAUCGCAGCGACUACUUCGACCUGGACAACGAAACCACCCCGCCGAAACACCCCAAAAACUUCAACCAAGCCCUCUACGACAGAUUCAACACAGCCUUCUAUACCAGCUUGGAGGAACCAUCGCGAAUCCCAAGAACCCAACCCAACUGGAGGGAAAGCUCGUGCAGAAGAAGCCUCUUCAGCGACCAAGAAGAGGUCGAGUUCUACCAGCACCUCGAUAGUGAUGAAUCCAAAACUUCUACCCCAGCAAAAGAGAAACCCAAGCGUAAGUACGCCACAGGUCGCAACAGGGUAUCCAGAGCAAAAAGCCCUUCGCAGAUCCAGAAGAUAAAGCGAGUGCGCAGGAUUAAAGCGAACGACAGAGAAAGGAACAGGAUGCAUAUGCUAAACGAGGCUCUGGAGCGACUGCGCUGCGUUUUGCCAACUUUUCCAGAGGACACCAAGCUCACCAAGAUCGAGACCUUGCGCUUCGCACACAACUACAUCUAUGCCCUUUCCCAAGCGGCGAAUGACAUCGAAAAGUUUUCGAAUUCCGAGGAAGAGAUAACGGUCAAUGUGGGCAACGUUACUGUGUCUAUUAGCAAGCAUGGUAAUAGCAUCACGGCGAAGAAUUUCGAGCAGAAGCUCGGGAAUGCUGUGGUGACGAGCGGCAGCAUCACCAAUGCUAGUUUCAUGCAGGAUUAUAAUGAGGGUGUGGUUUCUAGUCCUGGCCAGGAUACUAGUUGUUUCGCUGGUUCUUUCCAGAGAAUUAGUUACGGUAAUGAGGUUGUGCCCUAUCAAGCACAUGGUUACGAGCAAUAUUGUGACGGGACUUAUGGACAUUAUGGUAAUAAUAAUAAUUUCAAUGUGGGGUUUGAUUACAGCAAUUUUAUGAAAGGAUGA
Phaedon cochleariae (mustard beetle) is the source of this 969-nucleotide messenger RNA. The record is from the annotation of a GenBank genome assembly. Lineage: Eukaryota; Metazoa; Arthropoda; Insecta; Coleoptera; Chrysomelidae.